Messenger RNA from Drosophila takahashii, 958 nucleotides. Its product is annotated as mitochondrial 2-oxodicarboxylate carrier. NCBI's taxonomy places the organism in Eukaryota, Metazoa, Arthropoda, Insecta, Diptera, Drosophilidae. The record is from RefSeq and is a predicted model, not a curated record.
UCAAACAAAAUGAAUUUAGACGAAAUUCGAAAUUUGUUGUCAUCGACCGAAUGCCGAUCCAUUCAGAGGCGCCGGACCAAUCUCAGGCGCACUGCCAAUUUCUGGCUGGCGGGUUGUCGGGCUUCCUAGAGAUACUCUGCUUCCAUCCCCUCGAUGUGGUGAAGUCCCGGAUGCAGAUACAGGGACCUCGUCCGAUUCCCCGAGAGGUGUUCUAUAAGGGCACUCUGGAUGCAUUCGCCAAAAUGUAUCGGUACGAGGGGCUGCCCUCGCUGUGGAAAGGCAUUGUGCCGCCGAUCUGCGUGGAAACUCCAAAGAGGGGUGCUAAGUUUCUGAUGUACGAGUCGUUUAAGCCGUACUUCCAUUUCGGUGCCCCUCAUCCAACCCCUCUGACCCACGCCAUGGCCGGUUCUCUGGCCGGCACCCUGGAGUCCUUCAUCGUAAAUCCCUUCGAGGUGGUCAAGGUCACACAGCAGGCUCAUCGGGAGAAGCACCUGGAAACGCUGUCGGUGGUCAAGUAUAUCAUCAAACACCAGGGCUUUGGCAUCGGGGGACUUUAUCGUGGGAUUACGGCACUCGUGGCUCGAAACGCUGUCUUCCACUUUGGCUUCUUUGGUUUCUACAAUGCGAUCAAGGACAUGGUUCCCAUCUCGCAGGAUACCACCUCUGAGCUCCUGCGAAAGAUCACCAUAGCUGGCUUCGCCAGUUCCCUGGCCUGCUUGAUGAGCAUUACUUUGGACAUGGCCAGGUGCCGGAUUCAAGGACCACAACCGAUAAAGGGCCAGGUUAAGUACCGAUGGGCUGUAACUACGAUAAUAACGACGUUCAAGGAAGAGGGGUUUCGGAGUUUGUUCAAGGGUCUGGGAGCGUCGAUAUUAAGGGUCUGUCCUGGUGGAGCCUUGCUCCUGGUGUCCUACGAGUAUUUAUAUGAGUUUCUUAAAAAUAAAAAUAUUUGAUUCCU